This is a messenger RNA of Clavispora lusitaniae ATCC 42720, 1128 nucleotides long. RefSeq names its product sterol 24-C-methyltransferase (gene ERG6). Gene Ontology annotation, biological process: ergosterol biosynthetic process. NCBI's taxonomy places the organism in Eukaryota, Fungi, Ascomycota, Pichiomycetes, Serinales, Metschnikowiaceae. Gene Ontology annotation, molecular function: sterol 24-C-methyltransferase activity. The record is from RefSeq and is a predicted model, not a curated record. Gene Ontology annotation, cellular component: endoplasmic reticulum.
AUGACUUCCGUUAAAUUGGCCGAGAAAAAUUUCGAGCAGGACAAGGAGUUUGCCAAAGCCAUGCAUGGCGACUCUUACAAGAAGAGAGGCAUUUCUGCGCUCAUGGCCAAGGCCAAAGAAGCAUCUGACGUUGCUACCAAUGGCUACUUCAAACACUGGGACGGAGGUGUUUCAGAAGACGAUGAGAAGAAAAGAUUGGACGACUACUCGAGCUUGACCAAGAACUACUAUAACUUGGUCACCGACUUUUACGAAUACGGCUGGGGUUCUUCUUUCCACUUCUCUCGUUACUACAAGGGCGAAGCUUUCAGACAGGCCACUGCCAGACACGAGCACUUUUUGGCACACAAGAUGAACAUCAACGAAAACAUGAGAGUUUUGGAUGUUGGAUGCGGUGUUGGUGGCCCAGGAAGAGAGAUUUGCAGAUUCACCGACUGCACCAUUGUUGGUUUGAACAACAACGACUAUCAGGUCGAAAGAGCCCAGUACUACGCAAAGAAGUACAAGUUGGAUGACAAGUUGUCUUACGUUAAGGGUGACUUUAUGCAAAUGGACUUUGAGCCUGAGUCCUUCGACGCUGUGUAUGCGAUUGAGGCUACCGUGCAUGCGCCUGUAUUGGAAGGUGUCUACUCUGAGAUUUACAAGGUUUUGAAGCCUGGAGGAGUUUUCGGUGUUUACGAGUGGGUCAUGACCGACAAGUACGAUGAAAACAACGAAGAGCACCGCAAGAUCGCUUAUGGUAUUGAAGUCGGUGAUGGUAUUCCAAAGAUGUACAAGAGAGAGGUUGCUGAGCAGGCGUUGAAGAAUGUUGGUUUUGACAUUGAGUACGAAAAGGAUUUGGCCGAUGUUAACGACGAGAUUCCUUGGUACUACCCAUUGGCCGGUGAAUGGAAAUACGUGCAGACCUUGUCUGACUGUUUCACAAUCUUUAGAACAUCCAAGAUUGGUAGAACUGUCACCACCAAUGUCGUGGGUUUGAUGGAGAAAAUCGGUUUGGCUCCAAAGGGCUCUAAGCAGGUUACUGGUGCCUUGGAGGAUGCCGCAGUCAACUUGGUUGCUGGAGGUGAGCAAAAAUUGUUUACGCCAAUGAUGUUGUACAUCGCAAGAAAGCCUUUGGACGCAAAGUAA